Chanos chanos (milkfish) is the source of this 1353-nucleotide messenger RNA. RefSeq names its product potassium voltage-gated channel subfamily C member 3-like. Gene Ontology annotation, cellular component: postsynaptic membrane; dendrite membrane; presynaptic membrane. Bases 1 to 1353 code for a protein of 450 amino acids. NCBI's taxonomy places the organism in Eukaryota, Metazoa, Chordata, Actinopteri, Gonorynchiformes, Chanidae. The transcript has 2 exons. Gene Ontology annotation, biological process: potassium ion transmembrane transport; protein homooligomerization; action potential. Gene Ontology annotation, molecular function: protein binding; delayed rectifier potassium channel activity. The record is from RefSeq and is a predicted model, not a curated record.
AUGACCAGCUCGGUUCCCGUUCCUUCUUAUCAGGAGUGUAUGUCCAGUGGGCUCAGCUCUAAAACAUACUCAAACGAUAUGAACUCGGGGAGACAUGAAGCAGAGAGGAUAGUUUUAAAUGUCGGUGGCAUACGAUACCUAACUUACAAAAGUACCUUGGAAACUUUGCCAGGCACGCGCCUUGCCAACCUGGUCGACGUGUGGUCAAGUGAUACCACGAAUGAGUUUUUCUUCGAUCGUCAUCCAGGUGUUUUCGAGUUUGUCUUGAAUUACUAUAGAACAGGAAAGCUUCACUGUCCGUCUAACGUAUGUGGUCCCCUGUUUGAAGACGAGUUGGAUUUCUGGGGCAUUGAUGAAUUGGACGUGGAGCCAUGCUGCUGGACAUCUUUUCGGCAGUACAAGGAUGCAGAGGAAACCCUUGCUCAGUUUGGAAAAAUUAAUUCUGAUGUUGACCAAAGCCGAAACCCGCCCCAGACGUUGAAGCAAAAGAUAUGGGCCCUGUUCGAUGAUCCGCACUCAUCUGUAAUGGCCAAGGUCACUGCCUUUGUGUCGCUCUUCUUCAUCUUGCUCUCCAUCACUGUCUUCUGUCUGGAGACACAUCAGAGCUUCCAUGUGUCGGCUAACGUCACAGAGCUAGUCACAGAAGACGAGUACAAUGCAGAGGAGAUGGUUGAUGAAGUGAUCGUCAUGCCUGCUCUGGUUAUAGUAGAGCUCGUCUGUGUGGUGUGGUUCACCUUUGAGUUUUUUGUGCGCUUUUGGUGCUGCCCAGACAUACUAAGUUUCAUGAAGAGUUUCCUAAACAUCAUUGACCUUCUAGCUAUCCUGCCCUUUUACGUGGAAGUGGGUCUGAUUGGCCUGACCCAUAAACCAGGAGUAAGUUUGCUGGGGUACCUUCGCGUGGUGCGCUUUGUCCGGAUCCUGCGCAUCUUUAAGUUGACGCGCCAUGUGUUAGGUAUCAGGGUUCUGGGAUACACCUUGGCGGCGAGUGUGCGGGAACUUGGCCUCCUUUUAAUCUUUUUUGCGCUCAGCAUGCUAUUUUUUGCCACUAUGAUGUACUAUGCUGAAAACCUUACUCCAUCAGAAGACUCCACCUUUAGCAAUAUCCCCGUUGGUUUCUGGUGGGCGGUAAUUACCAUGACCACUGUAGGCUAUGGAGAUAUGUAUCCUGUGACAUGGCUGGGUAUGAUGGUUGCAGCCUUUUGUGCUGUGGCCGGUGUGCUUGCCUUUGCCAUGCCUGUGCCUGUCAUCGUCAGUAAUUUCAGCAGGUACUACUCUCUGGCCGUCACAAAGCACAAGCUUCCGAAAAAGAAGAAUAAUUAUAAACCUCAAAUGCGAGAGCAUUCACUUGAUUGA